This is a messenger RNA of Dictyostelium discoideum AX4, 2571 nucleotides long. Its product is annotated as cyclin domain-containing protein. Gene Ontology annotation, biological process: regulation of cell cycle. The coding region runs from base 1 to 2571 and encodes 856 amino acids. The record is from RefSeq and is a predicted model, not a curated record. NCBI's taxonomy places the organism in Eukaryota, Evosea, Eumycetozoa, Dictyosteliales, Dictyosteliaceae. The transcript has 2 exons.
AUGAGCAGUAGUGGUAAAACAGAAAAAAUGUCUUUUUUUAAGAAAAUGGGCAAUAAUAAUAAUAGUGGUAGUAGUGGUAUUAGUAGUGGUAGUAGUGGUAGUAGUAGUAGUAGUAAAAAGAAAUCAUCAUCCUCAUCAUCUUCAUCAUCUUCAUCAUCGUCAUCAUCAUCUACAGCAAUACCAACAUCAAUAACAAAUAUAAAAAGUAGAAGUCAAUCUACUGAUGGUCUAGGUAACCAAUCAUGGAUAUUUAAUUUAAAAAUUAGUACUUAUAAAACCAUUGAAGCUAAAGUUGGAUCAAAAGUUAAACUAAAUAUAAAGAAUAGACAAGAUGCACCACUUAAAAAAGGUGAUAGAUUCUUUUUUUCAAUAUCCACACUAAAUAAACAAAGAACUGACCGUAUUGUUUCUCAAUCAACUGUAAUUCAUGAUCCACAACCAAUCAAUGAUACUACCUCUAAAGGUGAAACCGAAAGAACAUUUGAUGUGUUGGUACAAUUUGAUAAGAUUUUCUUGGAUCCAAUACCAAGAACAAUCUUUGAACCUCAUCCAGUUUUAUCAGAUUUAGCCCAUUCAAAAGGUUCUUUCACUAAAAUUCCUGAUUCUCAAUUAUCUUUAUUUUUAGAUAUAAUUUCAAAUUAUUCAACAAAAACUGUCAAAAAAGAAGCAAUGAAUUUUUUAACAGGUAUUAGUCUUGGUGAGAAUAAUAGUAAAAAGAAUGAUACAAACAUUAAUAGUGGUAAUAAUAGUACACCAAUAUUAAAUUUAAAUCCUUCAAUUCAUAGUACACCUUUAAAAGAACCAAUAUCAUUAGAUAAUAGAGAUGAUACUAUAAAUAAUAAUAAUAAUAAUUUCGAUAAUGAUAAUGAAAAUAAUAAUUUAGAAAAUAUAUUUGAAAGAGAUUAUGAAAAUAAUAAACUCAAUAUAUAUGAUAAAAAUGAUGGUAUUAUAUUAGAUCAAAUAGCUCAACAACAGGCUCAACAAAAUCUACAACAACAACAACAGCAGCAACAACAACAACAAAAUCAACAACAACAACAACAACAACAACAACAACAACAACAACAACAACAACAACAACAACAACAACAACAACAGCAACAACAACAGCAGCAACAACAACAACAACAACAACAACAACAACAACAACAACAACAACAACAACAACAACAACAACAACAACAACAGCAACAACAACAACAACAACAACAACAACAACAACAACAACAACAACAACAACAACAACAACAACAACAGCAACAAAAUAAUUUUUAUAGUGGUUCACCAAAUUCAUUACCACCAAAUUUAUUAAAUCAAAUUCAACAAAGGAGUGAACAACAACAAUCACAACAACAACAACAACAACUUUUAAAGAAUCAAAAUAUGAUACCGCCACAACCACAUUUACAAUAUCAACAACCACCACCGAAACAUCAGAUGUCUCAAUUACAAUUACAAUCACAACAAGAAUUAUCAAAACAAAAACCAACAAAGAAAAGAAAUACAAUUGAAGAAUAUAAUUCAAAUUAUAAUUUAUCAAUUCAACAAAAAAUUGUAUUUGUAACACCAAAUGGUCAUCCAAUUUCUGUAUUUUCUUUAAUUAAAGGUGAAUCUCGUAAAACUAAAUUAAAAACUAGUAAAAAAGAUCACCACCAUCAUCAUCAUAGUGGUAUUAAAAAUAAGGAAAAUUUAAAUAUUAAUUCUUUAAACAAUGCAAAUAUUGAUAAUAAUAAUAUGAUUAUGGGUGGUAAUAUUAAUUGUAGUGGUAGUGAUGGACAAAUGUUAAUUAAUGGUGGUAUUGGUGUUGGAGGUAGUGGUAAUAGUAGUGGUGGCGGUGGUGGAGGUGGUAGUGGUGGUACAAACUUUUAUUUAAGUAAAGAAUCAAUUCUUAAUAAUCUUGGUUUAAAUGGAAAGAAAGAGAUAUCAUAUGCACAUUUAUUAGCAAGUGAAAAUGAUAAUGAUCUAAUUGGUGAUGAAUUAGAUUGCAAUGGUGUUCCACUUAAAUAUGACCCAACCUUUUUAGAUAACUCUGAAUUGAAAACUGGAAAACAUAGAACCGUAAUGAAUUUACCAAGUUAUAAAGUAUCGAUUUUCCCAUUCAUAAAGAAAGGUGCAAUCAAAGAGGAAUUAAAUGAACAGUUUAGACAAAAACAUCAAUGGAUUAGUCAACCUGGUAUUACAUUAUAUAAAAUUAGAAAGAUUAAAAGAAAGCUAAAGAAAAUCACAAUUCAAUCAGGUUUAGAGAUUAGCACAUUGGGUUUGGCUUAUGUAUUAAUUGAAAAACUUAUUAUGAAAAAUUUAAUACCUCGUUCAAACUUUAAAUUGGUCGCUUCAACUUGUCUCUUAUUGGCUGCUAAAUUCAAUGAUACUAAAGCAAUGGAGAAUGCAUUGGGUCCAUUCUUUGAACAGGUUGAAAAAAGGUUUGAUAUCAGUAAAAAAGAAGUAUUGGCUUCAGAAUUUUUAGUUUUCUCUCAAUUAUCUUUUACUCUUUUCGUUUCUCAAUUUGAUGUUUUACCUCAUUUAAAUAGAUUAAAAUCAGAAGCUGUAGAAGAUGAAGAAUUAAUAUUUUAA